Phycodurus eques (leafy seadragon) is the source of this 2042-nucleotide messenger RNA. RefSeq names its product voltage-dependent calcium channel gamma-7 subunit-like. Gene Ontology annotation, biological process: neurotransmitter receptor internalization; positive regulation of synaptic transmission, glutamatergic; postsynaptic neurotransmitter receptor diffusion trapping. Gene Ontology annotation, molecular function: voltage-gated calcium channel activity; channel regulator activity. Gene Ontology annotation, cellular component: AMPA glutamate receptor complex; postsynaptic density membrane. The record is from RefSeq and is a predicted model, not a curated record. Lineage: Eukaryota; Metazoa; Chordata; Actinopteri; Syngnathiformes; Syngnathidae. The transcript is spliced from 8 exons. The coding region runs from base 982 to 2034 and encodes 350 amino acids.
GAGUGUUUGUUUGUGUGUGUGUGUGUGUGUGUGUUUGUGUGUGUGUCAACUAUAUGUAUGUGUGUAUACUCAUAUGUCUGUGUUUAUCUGUAUCUAUGUAUGUGUUUGUGUACAUGAGUGUGCAUGUGUGUGUAUACUGGUUGUGUGUUUGCGUGUUAAAAUGUAUACGUAUUUGUACAUGCAAAUCUGCUGUGUGUGUGUGUGUGUGUGUGUGUGCGUACUCUUGUGUACGUGUUUAGGGGAAUGUAUUAAUGUGGAGGUGUGAAUGUGCGUGUUUGUGUGUCCUUGUGAGCAUGUGUGUGUACGGUUGUGCUAAUUCCUUCAUGUGAGAAUCAGUGGGAUCACACUUACACGCAUACACGCACACACACACACGCACGCACACUCCGCCUGAUGUCGUUUCCGCAUGCUAACUCAGGUAGCAUGCAGAUAAUCGUGUGUGAGUGGCGAGGGCGCGUCGGCUGCGUUCCAUAAGCCUCCAGUCACCCCUAGAGACUCACACACACUCCUGACACACACACACACAGCUGCUGAUGAGUUUUGUGAGUGUCUGUGUGUGUGCGUGUGUGCGCGCGCGCGUGCGUGCAGCUGCAUUCAUCAAUAAAAUCACAGCUGAUUGGAUUUGGGGUUUGGUUGCACUUCAAAGCUUCUGUCCUGGAGGGGAAAACUUCCUCAAAGUUUUUAAAUGGGCGUGCUGCAGCCUCACUCCCUUCUGCCUUAUGCUAAGGUAAUAGCUAACAGUGCUCAAUGACAUGCAGUGUCAUGUAUCCUCCACUAGGGGGUGCCAGAUCAGAUUUGUGUUAAAACUCGGGGCCCGAAAAUGAAGGCACUGUUUCAAAUGAAUUCGACUCCAUUUUUCCUUGCAGACUCGACAGCGAGUAUUGCUGACUACUUUCAGGUCAUUUCGUCAUCUCGCUUGGACAGGAAAGGAAAGGAAAGUUCCUUAAAACCUAAAACGGGAGUGGCCCUCUGACGUGACUGAUGACCUCCAAAGUAGACCGAUCACGAAGGAAGGAAGCGGCGGCGAGAGGAGAGGACGCCACUUCACAUUUCACGAUGAGUUGGUUCAGCACGCGUGCGCUGACGCUGCUGUCGUCUUCGUUCGGGGGGUGCGGCCUCCUCCUGGUGGGCGCGGCCGUGUCCAGCGACUAUUGGCUGCUGAUGGAGGAGGGCGUGGUCCUGCAGCAGAACCAGAGCACCCAGGUCAAGAUGGCGCUGCACUCGGGCCUGUGGCGCGUCUGCUUCGUGGCAGGCCCCGAGAACGGUCGCUGCGUGGCGUCCGAGUACUUCAGCGAACCUGAGGUGGAGAUCACCACGGAGAACACGGCCAACAUCCUCAAAAUGGUGCGCACGGCCACGCCGUUCCCGGUGGUGUCGUUGCUGUUCGUGUUCAUCGCCUUCGUGGUCAGCAGCGUGGGUCACGUCAGGCCCCAGCGGACCAUCCUGGCCUUCGUCUCCGGAAUAUUCUUCAUCCUGUCAGGCCUGAGCCUGGUGGUGGGCCUCGUCUUGUACAUCUCCAGCAUCAACGAUGAAGUGAUGAACCGACCGCGCGAGGCCGAGCAGUUCUUCCACUAUCGCUACGGAUGGUCCUUCGCACUCGCCGCCUCCUCCUUCCUGCUUAAAGAGGGCGCAGGCGUGAUGUCGGUCUACCUCUUCAUGAAGCGCUACGCCGAGGAGGAGCUUUUCCGGCCGCACCCCGCCCUCUACCGCCCUCGCUUGUCGGACUGCAGCGACUACAGCGGCCAUUUCCUGCACCCCGACUCGUGGGCGCCGCCCCCGCGCAGCCGCAGCAAAUCUGACGUCUCCUCGGACAUCUCCAUCCAGCUCAACCAUGCCGCGCCCCCCUCUUCCUCCUCCUCCUCCUCUUUCCAGCCGCACCCCCUCCUUCACGCCGCCGCCCACACCUUCCCGCGGGCGCCCCACGGGCAGCCCUGGUCCCACCUGGGCGACCACCUUCCCAUGGCGGCCCCUCCCUCGGCCGUUCUUCCACCGCGCUACCACGCGCACAUGCGGAUGAGCGCCUCGCCGUGCUAAGCUGUGUG